CCCUGGCGCCAGCGUGUUAGCACAUAUAUAACCGCCAGCAUCGCUUAACACGAACCAGUAGUCGCACGACUCUAAACCCUACUGGACAAGCCGUAUCUCUCGCUACAAGCUUGCAAGCAGCCCUAGAGAGCAUUUGGGACUCAGAGAGCGUUUCGAGGCAAGGACUUAAUAGUGAUGCUGCAACACCUCCGCCGCAUUCGACCCCUGCUGCAGCAGCAGCGCUCCUACAACAACAUCGCCUCAACAGCAGAACCCGACGCCGCCCGCGCCAAGGCGCUGCAGCGCUACGGGAGAAACUUGGAGGUGCAGGCGCUCGUCGUCGACGCGCAAAUAUUCCGGCGGAAAGGCGGCGCGCCGCUGCAGGCGAGCGCGCUGGCCUUCGACAGCUCGCGGAAAGUUGCUGGCGGGCAGCAAGUUGCCUCCAAGGAGAUGCUGACCAAGGCCGUCCGCGAGGAGCUCAGGGCGCGGGGCCUCGACGCCAUCGGCAAGCCCUGGGUCGUGCGGGAACGCCUGGACCAAGCAAGGAGCGAGGCGGAUGAAUUGGCGAGCCUCGAGGAGUCGCUCGGUGCCGAGACGGCGCCCGUCGAGGCGGCUCGCGGGGCCAGCGCCUCCACCGUGCUCGCGUCGGGCGCGCCGUCGGAUCAGCCAGACGCUUCAGCGGCUCCAGAACCGAGUGACGCCACCGAAGCGGCCGGAGGCAUCGCGGCGAAGUACGCCGCCAAGCUCGCGGCGAAGCGCGGCGACGGCGCGCCCGCGGCGCCCACGCCGGGCGACGCUGAUUUAUUGUCGUCGGCCAAGGCAUUGGUGGAGGCCGCCGACGCCCAGCGGAACAACGACGAGUCGCGGUGGAGGAUGGGACCUCCCGGAUUGAAGGGCCUCCUCACGCACGCCUCGCGGCGGUCCAUGGCCCUCGCCGUCGUCGCGCGGCCCGACACGAGUCCGCGGGAGCUCUCGGAUCUGACGAGCCAAGCCGGCGUCGCGUUCGACGUCGUCGUGGAAGGGGAGGGCGGGCUGGGCGCGGCCGUCGACCAGCUCGGGCUCGAGCCGCACCGCGUGCUGGCGUUCGUCGACGACGCUUCGCUUCUCAGCCAGGCGAAGGCUCGCGACUUACGCACGGUGCAGUUCGUGGGCGACGGCGAGGAGCUUCCGGUCCGCCGCGACCGGCGGCCGGAUUAUGAUGUCUCGGCCUGCGGCGACGUCGUCGGCGUCAUCGACGAGUUGAACGGGCUGUCGUUCCGCGGCGGUUCUGCUAUGUAGUGUUUAAUACUGUUGUCAAUCAUGGGCUUAGAAGUAGGAAGGGAAGGCGC
This is a messenger RNA of Pelagomonas calceolata, 1307 nucleotides long. NCBI's taxonomy places the organism in Eukaryota, Pelagophyceae, Pelagomonadales, Pelagomonadaceae. The record is from the annotation of a GenBank genome assembly.